Messenger RNA from Chara braunii, 2343 nucleotides. NCBI's taxonomy places the organism in Eukaryota, Viridiplantae, Streptophyta, Charophyceae, Charales, Characeae. The record is from the annotation of a GenBank genome assembly.
AUCUACAACAGUGGUCACUACAGUCCCACUGUCCAUCCAGGCCCAGGCUAGUGUGCAACAGCCUGUUUCAGUGGGUAUGCAGCCGCUGCAGCAAGCACCUGGGCCCAUGCAGCCGAUGCAGUGAAUGCCCAAGAUACCUCUAAUGAGUCCCAAGCCUUUCUCUGGAGACAAGGAGAAGGAGGAAAACUUGGACACCUGGGUGAGUAUUGUGCCUACUUAUGUGAGGCACAAGCUCACAAGGCCAGAACAGGAAGUUGUGGUGGCUGCCUCCUUUUUAGAAGGAUCAGCAGCCCGCUGGUUGAAUGGCUUGGUGCAGCAACAGGGCUACGGUCAGGAUUUCGAUGCCUGGGCUCAGUCUCAGACAUUGGAACAGUUCGUACGGUCCGUCUACAACAGGUGGAAUGACCCGCAAGGGGCUCAAAAGGCCACCGAUGCUAUCAACAACCUUUGUUCCCGUAGGUUCAAGGAUGUUAGAGAGCUUACAGACACCGUAGAACGCCUCCUCGUGGUACCUGGUGUGCGUUUUGACCCACAGGUUCUCCUAACGGACUACCUAAGGUGCCUCCCUACAGAGGUAAGGACCAAGCUGGUUGACGAGGCCUAUAUCAACCAGCACACUUUUGCUUCUUUUAGGAAGAAAGCACGGGACAUAGAGGCAAAGCUAGGAUCUGCGCAUAAGGCAUCCAAUGAUGGUAGGAAGAGACUGCCCCAAGACUGGAAGAAAAAGUUAAUGUUCGUUGACCACGAUGGUCAAACGACGGAGAUUGACGACUACUCAGAUCUUGGGGAGUUCACAGAGCACGAUGGGGGUGGUGAGACUUCAGAUGGUGGAGUCGUGGCACCGAUCGAGGAAAAGGCUAGGGGGACCGGGAAGAAGAAGGUAGUACGGUCCACGGGUCAGGGCGACCAAGGAACACCCGCAUGGGUGAAAAUUGGUUUAGAAUACGAGCACGCGAUGAAUAAGAUCUUUCAUGACUACUUGGACAAGUUUAUCGUCGUGUACCUCAACGAUAUUCUCAUCUUCAGUAGGACUGUAGAGGAGCACGCUGAGCACUUGAAAAUAGUGCUAGGUCUCCUAAGACAGCACCAGUACAAGGUAAACUUGGAUAAAUGCGAGUUUCGUCGCACCAAGAUCUUGUACUUGGGUCAUGAAAUUUCAGCAGAUGGAUUGAGGCCGGAAGAUGCGAAAGUGGCCAGCAUACGUGACUGGCCCAGACCUCAAACUGUUAUUGAGGUCAUUUCGUUUUUGGGGAUUACGGGCUAUUAUCGUCCGUUUGUGAAAAACUAUAGUACUAUAGCUUCCCCACUGACAGAUCUAACUCGACUUGACACCCCUUGGAAGUGGACUGAGGAGUGUGAAGCAAGCUUCAAGAAAUUGAAGUAUGCUCUGACACACUACGAAGUUCUCAAACUUCCUGAUCCUGACAAGCCGUUUGUUGUGACCACAGACGCUAGCCAAUAUGGCAUAGGCGCGGUCCUUGCGCAACAGGAAGGGCCCAAGUUGAGACCGAUCGAGUAUAUGAGCAAGAAGAUGCCAUCUGAGAAGUUGGCUAAGUCCACUUAUGAAAGAGAGCUCUACGCCCUGUAUCGAGCGCUAGUUCAUUGGAGACAUUACCUCCUAGGAAGGUUCUUCUACGUGAGAUCUGACCAUGAGACUUUGCGCUGGAUCAAGGCACAACCAGUCUUGUCAGACGCACUCAAGAGAUGGAUUCAAGUGAUAGACAUGUACGACUCUCAACUUGAUCCUAUCAAGUGUACGUACAACAAAGUGGUUGAUGCGCUAUCAAGAAGGGCAGAUUAUUUGGGCGCGCUAGUAAUUGAGUUUGGCAUAUCUAAUGACCUCACUCGAUCGUUGGUGGAAGCCUAUCAGGGAGACCCAGUCAUGUCAGAGAUCAUUCGUAGGUUCAAGGCAAAGGAUAAAAAGACUUUGGACGAAUUUACGAUGGUAGACGACUUGUUGUUCCUUGAUAAGGCGGGGAAGAUUGUGUGUCCCAAGUAGUGAGCCGUUGCGUAGUUUAUUCUUAGGAGAAUGUCACGAUGCAACUGGUCAUUUUGGCUAUAAAAAGACAACAGCAAACUUAGUUCAGAGAUUCUGGUGGCCCUAUAUGAUGGAAGAUGCAAAACGUUAUGUUGAAACCUGCCAGGUUUGCCAAAGAGACAAACCAAGGACUGAGGCUCCGCUUGGGCUCAUCAAGCCCUUGCCGAUUCCUGGAGGUCCUGGUCAAAGUGUGUCCAUGGACUUCAUGGAUACCCUUGUGACCAGUAAGUCUGGAAAGAGACACAUCUUCGUAAUAGUGGACCGUUUUACUAAGUAUGCAAGACUAAUCGCUAUGCCAGAAACAG